GAGGUGGAGAUCGCAGAGGAAUACACGCCUCUGUUCUCCCUCCUUUGCUUUGUUUCCAUUCAAUCUGAAUGGCGUGAGAAACCAUCGUCUUCUCUUUGACGUCUGCGUCUGCACAGCAGUCGCCGGCGAUCGGCCAUGGCGUCCCGCCGGCAUGUUCUGAUUGCUGUACUUGUAAUGGCCGGCGUUGUCGAAUUCGCCGACGCGGAGAAGUACAAGCCAACGGAGUCCAUACUAGUCGACUGCGGUGCAGACAAGGAGGGCCAGGACGUCGACGGGAGGAAAUGGGUGUCCGACAAGGACAGCAAGUGGCUGGUCGACGGCGGGAAGUCAUCUAUCAUGGCAAACGCAGAUUUCCAAGACCCCUCCCUCCCGUCGCCGGUGCCGUACAUGUCGGCGCGGGUGUUCACCAAGGAGGCGGCGUACAACUUCCCCAUCGGGGAGGACCGCCACUGGGUUAGGCUCCACUUCUACCCUGCGUCCUACCACGAUCUCCCCGCCGAGAACUUCUUCUUCUCCGUGUCUACCUCCACCGGCAUCACGCUGCUCAAGAACUUCAGCGUCUACAUCACCGCCAAGGUGCUCAGCCAGGCGUACAUCGUCAAGGAAUUCACGCUCCCGCCGUCCACAACCGGCUCCCUGUCGCUCACCUUCACGCCCACCGCGAUGAACAACGCGUCCUACGCCUUCGUCAAUGGCAUCGAGAUCAUCUCCAUGCCCAACAUCUUCAGCCAGCCGGCGACGAGCGUCGACAUCGAGGGCAACGAGGUGAGCACGACCGACAGCAGCAUGCAGACCGUUUACCGGCUGAACGUCGGCGGCUCGUACGUCGCUCCGGCCAACGACUCCGGGCUGUCGCGUGACUGGUACGACGACACGCCGUAUAUCUACGGCGCCGCCUCCGGGGUGACCUACCAGGCCAACGACACUGUCCAGAUCAAGUACCCCAAAAACGAUCCCGACGCGGAGGCCAUUGCACCGGCGAGCGUCUACCUCACCAGCCGGUCGAUGGGGCCUGACCCCAAGGUGAACCAGAACUACAAGCUGACGUGGGUGUUCGAGGUGGACGGCAACUUCACCUACAUGGUCAGGCUCCACUUCUGCGAGCUGCUGCUCAGCAAGCCCAACCAGAGGGUGUUCGACAUCCUGAUCAACAACAAGACUGCCCAGUCCGGCGCCGACGUCGUCGGCUGGGGAGGUCAGUUCGUGCCGGUGUUCAAGGACUACACCACGAUCAUGCCUGGCGGUGCCGGAGACAAGGUUCUGUGGGUGCAGCUGAUGCCUAGCGUUGGGAGUGGGUCAGAGUUCUAUGAUUCUAUCCUCAAUGGACUUGAGAUCUUCAAGAUGAGCGACGCCUCCGGCAACCUGGCCGGUCCGAACCCCGAUCCUUCCAAGAUGCUUGAGGAGGCUGAGUCGUUGGCUCAGGGGAAGUUCAAGUCCAGGGCCAGUCUCACGGCCACCUUGAUUGGCGGUGCUGCAGGCGGCGCCGCCGCAUUCGGGAUCGUGGCGGCCAUCUGCAUCGUCGUGUAUCAGUCGAAGAAGAGGAAGACGCUGAGCAGCAGCGCGUCCCACUCGUCGGGAUGGCUGCCGGUGUAUGGCGGCAACUCGCACACGAGCACCACCAAAUCGUCCGGCGGCAGGAGCGCCGCCCUCAACCCAAACAUCACGGCCAUGUGCCGGCACUUCUCGUUCGCGGAGAUCAAGUCGGCCACGAAGCACUUCGACGAGUCGCUGGUGAUCGGCGUGGGUGGCUUCGGGAAGGUGUACCGGGGUGUGGUGGACGGCGACACCAAGGUGGCCAUCAAGCGGAGCAACCCGUCGUCGGAGCAGGGCGUGCUGGAGUUCCAGACGGAGAUCGAGAUGCUGUCCAAGCUGCGGCACAAGCACCUCGUCUCGCUCAUCGGCUGCUGCGAGGACGAGGGCGAGAUGAUCCUCGUGUACGACUACAUGGCGCACGGCACGCUGCGGGAGCACCUGUACAAGAGCGGCAAGCCGCCUCUGUCGUGGAAGCAACGGCUCGAGAUCACCAUCGGCGCCGCGCGUGGGCUUCACUACCUCCACACCGGUGCCAAGUACACCAUCAUCCACCGCGACGUGAAGACGACCAACAUCCUCGUCGACGAGAAGUGGGUCGCCAAGGUCUCCGACUUCGGCCUGUCCAAGACUGGCCCGACGGCCAUGAACCAGACGCACGUCAGCACCAUGGUCAAAGGAAGCUUCGGCUACCUCGACCCGGAGUACUUCCGGCGGCAGCAGCUGACGGAGAAGUCCGACGUCUACUCGUUCGGCGUCGUGCUGUUCGAGGUGCUGUGCGCGCGGCCGGCUCUGAACCCGAGCCUUCCAAGGGAACAGGUCAGCCUCGCCGACCACGCCAUGAGCUGCCAGAGGAAGGGCACACUCCAUGACAUCAUCGACCCGUUGCUGAACGGCAAGAUCGCGCCGGACUGCCUCAAGAAGUUCGCGGAGACGGCGGAGAAGUGCCUGGCCGACCACGGGGUGGACCGCCCGUCCAUGGGCGACGUGCUCUGGAACCUCGAGUUCGCGCUGCAGAUGCAGGAGACCUUCGAGAACGGCGGGAAGCCGGAGGAGGGAGCGGACAGCACCAGCGGCAGCAGCACGGUCUCCAUGGCGGACAGCAUGGCCGCCAAUGCCGCGGCGCUCUCGCUGAUCAGCGAGGACAUGGACGAGGAGGACAUCGCGAACAGCGUGGUGUUCUCGCAGCUCGUGCGCCCAACUGGCCGGUGAGGUGAGGUGAGAUGAAGAGAGUGCACAUGGCAAUGUUAAUUAUUCGGGUGUGGAUGGAAUAGUGAAACAGGUCGGGCAAUGUUUGAGAGUGUGAUCAAUUUUACUGCUGUUGAACUGUUGGUGAGGUACGUACGUGGCAGAGGAUCAGGAUUUGUGUACAUGCGUUGCACUAUUGUUCACUUUAUUAUUUGAUUCCAUUCUAGUUCUUCUA
This is a messenger RNA of Oryza brachyantha (malo sina), 2953 nucleotides long. RefSeq names its product receptor-like protein kinase FERONIA. NCBI's taxonomy places the organism in Eukaryota, Viridiplantae, Streptophyta, Magnoliopsida, Poales, Poaceae. The record is from RefSeq and is a predicted model, not a curated record. Bases 136 to 2742 code for a protein of 868 amino acids. The transcript has a single exon. Gene Ontology annotation, molecular function: transmembrane receptor protein tyrosine kinase activity; ATP binding. Gene Ontology annotation, biological process: protein autophosphorylation. Gene Ontology annotation, cellular component: plasmodesma; plasma membrane.